Molecule: messenger RNA, 2036 nt
Organism: Lolium perenne
Lineage: Eukaryota; Viridiplantae; Streptophyta; Magnoliopsida; Poales; Poaceae
Source: RefSeq, a predicted model, not a curated record
CUCUCUCUCUCUUUCUUUCUCUCACCCUCCACCUCUGUCCUCUUCCUCUCUCUGUCUCUGUGCAGCAUGACUAAUAAAUGGCAGUGAGCAGCGUGGCUCAGCCGGACCUCUGCUAGUGCUAGUGGUGUGCUGUCCACACCCUCCAGCCCUCCUCGCUCUCGCUCUUCUUCUUCCUCCUCCUCCGCUUCUCUUCUCUUCUCUUCUGGUUCAUGCUCGCCAUUACCCCCCUUUGCAAUAAACCCUCGCAAAACCUCCAACCUCCAACAAACCAAGACUACAGUUUUGGUUGGUACGACUUCGGGGGGUGUCAGCCAAUCACCAUGGGGGAGUGAGCGACUCCCUUCUCGAUUCUUGAUCAAUUAGGGGAGGGAAGAUCCACAGAGUUUGAGCAACCAGCCGCGGUUUCCACCCCGCAAUUCCUUUUCUUUAACCCUUUCCACCCCUAAAGUUUCAUCCGAUUUGAUCCAACAAAAACAAAAGUAAGGCCAAGAUCGAGGCGCCGCCUUUCUUGCGCAAAUCCCUCCCUUUCUGCGGUCCCCUGCAACCUCCAAUUUUCUUUGUCGAUCCGUUCGAUCGCUGGGCUGUUCGCCUGCGUGCGUGCGUGCGUGCGUGCGUGGGUGGCAGAGGAGGAGGAGGAGGGGGGAGAGCUUCCCUCUGAUGAGCAGCAGCAGCAUCGCCGCCCGUCGAUGACUGAGCGCUGCCACCAAUGCUCUCGGGGUGCUCGGUGUCCAGUCUCGCGGCGAGGUUCGCCUUCUUCCCGCCGGACCCGGCCACGUACGCCGUCCGCAAGGACGAGGCCACGGGACGCCUCGUCGCCUCGGGCGUCCCGAGGGACAACGCCAUGGACGUGCUGCUCGUCGACACCAGGAGGGGGAACAAGGUAGUGGCUUUCUACCUCAGGAACCCCUGCGCGCGCCUCACCGUGCUCUACUCGCACGGCAACGCAGCCGAUCUCGGCCAGCUCUACGAUCUCUUCGUGCAGCUCAAGGUCAAUCUCAAGGUCAAUCUGAUGGGAUAUGACUACUCGGGGUACGGAGCAUCUACUGGCAAGCCAAGUGAAGAGAAUACAUAUGCAGAUAUUGAAGCAGUUUACCAAUGCUUAGAAACUGAGUACGGAAUAAGCCAGGAAAACCUUAUCUUGUAUGGACAAUCUGUUGGGAGUGGGCCAACACUGCACUUAGCCUCUCGUUUGCCAAGAUUACGUGGUGUGGUUCUCCACAGUGCUAUACUGUCAGGCCUCCGUGUUGUUUGCCAUGUGAACUUUACUUUCUGCUUUGACAUUUACAAAAAUGUCAAAAAAAUAAAGAAGGUGAAAUGCCCAGUGCUUGUUAUUCAUGGGACUGAUGAUGAUGUUGUGAACUGGUCACAUGGUAAUGAGCUGUGGAAACUGGCCAGGGAGCCGUAUGAUCCACUAUGGAUCAAAGGGGGCGGUCACUGCAAUCUGGAGCUGUACCCUGACUUCAUCCGCCACCUCUCCAGGUUCAUCCGUGAAAUGGAAAGUAUCACAACAAAAACAAUGCUCAAGAAGAUUCGACAGUCCCUGCAGCCAACAAAGGCCGCGCACCGCGUGAACACCGCAACAACCACCACCUUCACCACUAACUGCUGCUGCCGUAUCCGAGUGCGCAAACCGACCUGCCCCAGCUGCAACUUCAGCUGCAGCUGCUGCCAUGGGCUGAGGAACUGCUUCACAUUGCCAAAAUUCAAGUGCCCAGCCUGCCUCUCCUUCAGCUGCAGGGGCUGCUUCAAGUGCUGCUGCUGUGGCGGAGGGGCGAGUUAAAACCGAUCUCUAUGUGGGUGUGUAUAGGGAAAGGAACGGUCCUGGAGAUAUCUAACCAUUUGAAUGCUGUAGGAGUAAACUUAGAUUUUCAGUUAGUAGCAUCCAGUUCUUCCCCGUUCUCCUAUGUAGUUGCUCGUCAUAUUCGUAUAAUGAUGGCAUAAGCUGUGCGCUGUCGAGCAUAGAGCAGUCGUAAUGUUCUGAACUGAUUUGUACCCACCAAUAUUUCAACUGUUGUGGUAUAUUUCCCAUCAUAGAA